AUGGCAACAUCACCAUCGUUCGAAGAUAGAAUUCACGCAUCGCCUACAGGAAAUCGUGUUCAUCCAACAACCAUAACAAUGCCGGCUAACCGAGAAGCAAAUAUCCCGAUUAAUGAUGAUUCAGACAAAUCGUCGGAAAGUGGAUUUGACGUUUGUGGGUGGAUUAUCAUCGCCUGUUCAUACAUUUUAAUUGUCCUCACGUUUCCGAUAACAUUAUUCUUUUGCAUCAAUGUUGUUCAAGAGUACCAACGCGCUGUUAUCUUUCGACUUGGACGUAUUUUAGCAGGUGGUGCUAAAGGUCCGGGUUUAUUUUUUAUUUUACCUUGCGUGGAUACUAUAGUAAAAGUCGAUCUACGAACUACUACAUUCAAUGUUCCACCUCAAGAAGUUUUAACGCGCGAUUCAGUGACAGUUUCUGUUGAUGCCGUGGUUUAUAGUCGUAUUAUUGAUCCAGUUACAUCUGUAACUAAGGUCAACAAUGUCUAUUCCGCUACCCAAUUACUUGCCCAGACAACAUUGAGAAACAUGCUUGGUACCAAAACUUUGCAAGAUAUUCUCAGCGAUCGAGAAGCUAUUGCUAAUUUGAUGGAAGCUCAAUUAGAUGAAGGAAGUUCGCCAUGGGGUAUUAAAGUUGAACGUGUUGAAAUUACGGAUGUUCGUCUUCCUCAAUCGAUGCAACGUUCAAUGGCUGCUGAAGCUGAAGCAAGUCGUGAGGCACGUGCUAAAGUCAUUGCAGCUGAAGGUGAACAAAAAGCAUCGCGACAAUUGAAAGAAGCAGCUGAUGUCAUAUCAUCAUCGCCAGUUGCUUUACAAUUACGUUAUUUACAAACGUUGACACAAAUUUCAGCUGAAAAGAAUUCGACUAUUGUUUUUCCCAUACCUGUGGAAUUACUUAAUUUAGUCAGACAGGGACGUUAG
Adineta ricciae is the source of this 918-nucleotide messenger RNA. NCBI's taxonomy places the organism in Eukaryota, Metazoa, Rotifera, Eurotatoria, Adinetida, Adinetidae. The record is from the annotation of a GenBank genome assembly.